AUGAUACAUCAUCUUCCUCGGGAGAUUCUCAGUAAAAUAUUUUCUUACGUACCCAUUGAGGACAUACGGACCUUACGAUCUUCACUUCUUGUCAAUCGUGAGUGGUGCCGCUGUGUAGUACCAAUACUGUGGAGAAAACCAUUCACCCUCAAACCACAACUAACAUGCUCACUGCUGAAACGACGUACAUGGAAUAUCAUCUACGUGUAUUCUUUAUAUCUGGAUGACGAGACCAAGAAAAAACUUCUUAUCGAUCCGCGAAAUUUCAGAGACUACACCAAAUCCCCUUUAUUUGAUUAUCCAUCUCUUCUUCGGGAAGUAGAUUUCAUCAAGGUGUAUCAAUUUAUUUCAAAGUGGAAAGAAAAUGCAUUACUGACCAAAGAAGAUCGUUGUGCAUAUGAUCAAAAUCAAAAUGGGGAAUCGGACAAUAAUAGUGAUCAAAUGGGAUCAGGAUGGGAUGAAGGAAAAGAUGAAUUUUCAACGUAUAACCAGAUUAUUAGUUAUCCCGAUUACUUCGAGCCAUCUAGUGAUCAAGAUCUUUCAGAUCUUUCAGAUUAUGAUGAUGGAUUAAGUGAUGAGGAUUAUGGAACAUACGAAGAGGAUGAAAAUAGUGAGUUUGGUGAAGAAGGCGAAAGAAACUCGUUGCAAUUCACGCUGGAAUUAUUCAAAGUUUUCUUUAAUCAUUCACCUCGCUUCGAUAUUCUCUGCUUUGAUAUCAGUAAUCUUUCACGUGUUCAGCCGCAUGUUGUCGCUGAAUAUCUAAAUCAAGUGCCAAAUCUGUCUGGAGCAGAUAAAUCUUUGCAACCAUUAUCGGAGCUUCGCUAUGCUGGGAAUCAGUAUUCAGUGGCGACCAUGGAAAAGUUAGUUCAUAUCUGUACAAAUCUAAAGUCCAUUGAAAUCUUGGAGUGGAAUAAUAGUGAUACUACGAAUCAAAUUAAUCAAAUUGCUUCGCUUAUUAAAAAUCAAAAAUCUCUCAAGAAAUUAAAUUAUCGAGGCAACUAUGAAAAUCUAGCAUCAGUUGUCAUUGCGCUAAAGAGUCAAAUAGAUUCAUUGGAGGAACUCGAACUUAUCAACGGUUAUUUUAAUUAUGUGAAUACCGUGGAAGCAAUUGCGGGAUUGAGUAAUUUAAGAACAUUAAAAAUAAAAAAUUGCAAUCUAACCACUACUACGAUGUAUCCCCUGAUAAAAGCUAAUUUUCCAAAGCUCACCACCUUUCAUUACACAGAUAAUCAAUAUGAUUGGGACGACUUGAUAAAUGAUGAAGAUCCUCCACCUGUCAAUGAACUCAAAUGUCUGCUCAAAAAUGUUGGCAAACAACUCCAAGAAAUCUCAUUGGACAUUCACGAAUUCUUUUACGUUGGCAUUAUUAAAAUUCUAGCCAGUCACUGUCCAAACCUUGUCACCUUUUCGGCCAAUAUUCAAAUCGAUCAAUUACUUGAUGAAUUCAUUAUUUUGCUGGCUGCAUCAAAAAAAUUAGAAAAGAUCGUCAUCUCCGCCAACUCGUGGAAUCGACUACUUAAUACGGAUCAUUUCAUGCGGCAAGUCGGCCAAGCGAUUCCAGCUUCGGUACGCUAUCUAGAUUUAACAAGAUGGACAUUUGGACCGAAAGCGCUUGAAGCCUUUCUCGAAGAGUCUAAAGCAAAUUUAGAGCAUUUUGCUUGGCAUUGUCCUGGUGCGUCGGGAUCCGAAAGUGUUGAGGUGAUUAGAGAAUACGCGAAAAAACACAAGCUGCAAUGUAAAGAGCUGCAAUGCAAAGAACCCAGUAUCUCCGUUUCUGGCAAUGCGUGUAAAAUGCGCGUUGAAUUUAACAAUAAUUGA
This is a messenger RNA of Ambispora leptoticha, 1818 nucleotides long. The record is from the annotation of a GenBank genome assembly. Lineage: Eukaryota; Fungi; Glomeromycota; Glomeromycetes; Archaeosporales; Ambisporaceae.